AAGGAAAAGUGGAUUGGUGCGACCUUCCUCCUUCGAGCCGUCCUUGACGAAAGUGUGCCUAAUCCGUCGUUUGGUGGCCCCACUGGGACGAGUCGUACCGCAUCGAAAUAUCGAAAAAGUGAGGACGGGAGAAAACGAUUCGGCCUCGUCUCGUCUGGUGACCACUUGUUGAUCGGUGAGCGAGUCUACCCUCGCGUUUUCUCUGCCAGAGUUUUUUUCUUUUCUUUUUCUUCUUUCUUUCUUUCUCACCAGGGACGAGAUAGGAAGGCGGACAUGUCGACGGAAAACCUCAACGCAAACUCGCUCAGGCUCUGCCACAUUUUCAAAUGGGACAGCUUCGACGGCUACGGUUUCAACCUUCACGCCGAGAAAGGCAAACCGGGCCAAUACAUCGGAAAAGUGGACGAAGGCUCGCCGGCUGAAGCGGCCGGCCUCAAAGAAGGAGACAGGAUCAUCGAAGUCAACGGGGUCGACAUAGCCAACGAAAAUCAUAAACAGGUCGUACAGAGGAUCAAAUCACUCCCAGAAGAGACGAAGCUGCUCGUCGUCGACGCCGAAGGCGACAACUACUUCAAGUCGCAGAACAUCGUCGUCGACGGUAGCCUAGCCUGCAUCGUCACCAUCCGGACGCCCCCGGACCCGAACAGCGAUUCGGACCACAAAAUACCCGAAGACUCACAGUCGCAGAAAUCCAACAAAUCCGGACGAUCUUCGGAUUACGAGACAUCAAUACAACCUCAAAUUAUCACCGCAGAUAAGGACAAUACUGACAAAAAUUCCCACUUAGACAACUCGAGCACAAAUGAAGAACAGCACAACAGUCUCAAUUUGAAUAUGACUGCUAAAGAACUACGGGCUCAGUUGGCAGCAAGGAAGAAGUAUGACCCAAAAAAAGAUAGCACAAUCGAUUUUAAAAAGAAAUAUGACAUCGUACAAAAAUUGUAAAUUUGUCCACGUUUUUUUUGGUUAUACUUGUUGUUCUUUAAUUGUAUUAUUUGUCAUGUGUUACCAGAAGUGGAUUGUAUAAAUUGUUUCUUUCAGAACUUGUUACUAGUUAUUUUAAAUAAUAUAUUGUAAAUGAAGGUAACAUUCAUAAACUCUUGGUGAGUGAAUAUUUUUAUAUUAUACAUGCAGCAACGACUAGCUCAAAUAUCAUAUAUUUUUUAAUAUAACGAGUUAACAACCAAAUAUAUCAGUGCCUUGCCAAUAUAUAAUUUUUUUUAAAUAUUUAUUUUGGAUUUUAUAAAUAUAUUUGUGUGCAAUUUUUGAAUUUGUGAUUAGAAAAAGCUCAAAUAACAAUUGAUACCUUUAAGAUAA
Molecule: messenger RNA, 1317 nt
Organism: Cimex lectularius (bed bug)
Lineage: Eukaryota; Metazoa; Arthropoda; Insecta; Hemiptera; Cimicidae
Product: Na(+)/H(+) exchange regulatory cofactor NHE-RF1
Exons: 2
Coding region: 274-945 (223 amino acids)
Biological process (GO): protein localization to plasma membrane
Cellular component (GO): apical plasma membrane
Molecular function (GO): protein-membrane adaptor activity; protein binding
Source: RefSeq, a predicted model, not a curated record